GACAAAGACCUACUAUAUUCACCAAUAGACCAGGUUGAUCCACAGUCACGAGGCAAAAUGAAGGGAUAGCAACGUUAUCGGGUGGCGUGGUCCGUUCAUCUUAUCUAUUCCGGGUGUGAUGAUUCCCAUGCCGGUGACCACAGUUGUCCGGACUCGUGAAUCGGGUUGUUCAGGCUCCUGGGGUCCGCCCGAGGAGCGUGAACGGUCGCGGACACUCGGCCGCGAACCACAGUCGAGUACCGUUGAAGCGCGGACGUUCUUGGUUGUCACGACCACAGUUAAGAGAACAACGGGUGAACGACAGAGGAAGGCCGACUUGGCCAGCUCGGCGCGGAACAGAACGAAGGACACGCGAUCGUUGGAUCCGACGGCCGAGAUGCUCCACAGGCGUGUGCCGCGAACACCUUUUCGGUUACAUGGCUUCCCGCACCGACACGUUGCAGGCGAAACGUCGACUGAGAACGGCGGCUUCGCUAACUCGAUCACCGUGCGAGCUCAACGCAUUGCCUUGUGACUUCUCUUCGCGGGGGGCAGAGGAAAGGGAAGGGAAGGGAUGGGAAGGCAUGGGAAGGGAAGCGAAGCGAAGCCUUGCCUUCGAGUGAUCGAGGUCGAGUGACGUGAAGGUUCCAGGACCACUUGCAGUGCCCAUGAGCGGGGCCCAUGAUUGUUCACGAAUUCAUUACGGCGAUGGCUCAUGGUUGUAGUGGGGAAUUGGGGGGCAUGUUGUGCGGCUCGGUGAAUCUUGGACUUAUUGCGAUGGUCAAACAAAUGUCCGGGGCCGAAGAGGAAGAGGAAGAGGAGCAGGAGGAGGAGGAGGGCUCGAGGAGGAAGGAAGGGAAGGGAAGGAGAGCAGGCUGCUGCCGCUGCUGCAGUGAGCGAGGAGCAGUCAGCUAGCGCGCAUGAUGCUCGCAACGCUUGCCGCUGCCAUGGGGAUAAUCGAGGAGAUGGGAUACGGUCGUUAAUGAGUCUCGCGAGCACCGAUCUCUACAUGAUGAGCCCGAUCAGAACCUUGGAACCGAAUCGCCCAGAGAUCCCAGACGAGCUUACUCAUACGUUAUUAAUGAUGGUGACUGUGUGACCUUCCCUUAUCAUCCGAUCCAGCCCCUCCCCUCCCCUCUCCUUCCCUUUUGAUCGAUUCCUGCUCGCGGUGCGUCUGUCGCAUACUUUAUCUAUUCUGCAGGCACGUUUGAGGUGCUGGGGAGGACGUGCAUGCUCUGAGACGGCCGGAUUCUUCACUAUCCGUUCUCUUUCACUGCACAGACAAGUGGCCGAAGUAUGUCAGGCGUGUCUAUGCCGAGGAGCGUAAUUGUGGUUGAAGAGAGGAAAAGAGGAGAUGAGAGGAGAUCGUCGGUCAUCUGUCGAUCUCAGAGAUGUACGCUUGCUGUAGCUGUAGCUGGUGCUUUUGUGAAGAUUGUUCCCCGAGAACUCCAGUCGCCUUUCGUUCCGUAAUCUUCUUCAUGAAGAGAUCCAAGCUUGUCAGUGUCAGCUGAGCUCUGUUCUAGUCUGCGGUUGACGUUCGUACUCUGCACCGAAUUCGAGCAAUGAUUGAACUCAUGAUGUCGAUCAAGGAAUGUGAAUGUCGUGAAUCUGUUGUUCUUCUCCACGAAAGUGACGUGUCUAUCUCGUGGGAGCCGAGGGCUGAGGGUUGGAAUCAAGGAUCAAGGAUGAGAAUUAUGCUCUUCUAACUCGUUUCUGCUGAUGGCUUCACAUGCUCAGCUUUACGGUAAAUUUCAGCGAAGCUUGUACCACAUCAUCGAGUCUAAGGGUCUUUGCGAAUCAUUGAAGCGGUGGGCAAGCCUUGAAUGGGAUGAGAUGACUAGACAUUUCAUACAAGUUCCACCUGCUCGCCGCGCCGGCGUCCUGCGAUGUAGCAUGGAACAGCCGAUGAGCUGAUUUCGAAUUCUCUGAUUCCAAGUCCGAGCAAUUCCGGGCGAUAGUGAAUAUUGGCUAACAGCCGUAAAUCACCGAACGCGGUCACACACUACUCCACCUCACAAUUGUCCAUCUUUCUUGUGAGGACGAUAAUUGUUCCUCCAUCGACUGUCCAAUGAUGGAGUCAAUAAUUUAUGGAAAUAUUUUGCAUUUAAUGAUCGGGUUUGUAUGUAGUCUGCAUACGAGCUUCAUCUGCGUAUGCUGUCGAGGAGUGGAGAGGAAGUCGUGAGUCCGCCGAAGCUCCCACCCUCUCUCAUCCACAACGAAUCCCUCGACGUCGAUCUAUCCUUCCUGAACUACAACAUCCCCCUUUAAUAAUUCGCUUUCUCACAAAGGAAUCAAAUCGAAAUGCUUGCGAAUCUUUAAAAUGAUUGGUCCCUGCAGCUGAACCCAUCAAAAAUGAGGAAUGCUCUAAUGGAAUGAAUCAGCCCAAAGUGUUUGUGAAUGACAACUGUCCAAAACUGAUAACGGUGGAGAAAAGCACGAUUGCCGAAGGCCAGAAAUCGCUGUCGAUUCGUUGAUUGUCGAAAAGGACUCGGGGAAGGUGAAGAAAGUGACGAGCAAAGCGCCCUGUUCGUCUUUUUAGGGUUCAUCUGCCCUCGCGACACACGACUCGAUCUCCUUUGAGGAAUUGAACCAUGCUGUGAGCAUCCAAUAGCUUCGAGGAAGGUAUGGCAACGGGAGGAGAUAGGUGCAAUGCGCAAAGCCUCUACACUCGCGGGCUUGGGCUUCAAGAAAAGCUGAGGGCAUGGGGAGGACCUGGCAGCGCUCGAUUGCUAAAGCACGUUCGUGGCGAAUUGGCCUUCGUAAACCGUCUGGUCGGUAACGACGAAAGGCUUCCUCCGUCGUGCCCAGAGCUUCGCAGCACAAAUUUCGAUCACCUCGAGGCAGUUUUCGGGCUUCUGCAGAAUCCCCUGGUGAGUGGAGUCACGGCAGUGAUGCACAAUUUUGCGGUCUCAGCAUUAGAAAGCUCUGCCGAUGAACGGGAGUUGUCAAAUGAAGAGCAGCCCGUCGCGCACGUAGACGUCGCUUGCAUGCUUCAUGGCAGGCCAGUGUGGCUGGUCGUAUCGACCCGGAAUCCUCGAUACAUAAUGUGGCAGGACUCGGAUAAAAGUGGCAAGGGGCUGAGAUCGCGACUCCUCGUUCUGCUCAAUGCAGCGAGCGCAGAUGCUGUGAAACAGCCGGCGUCGAUAUUGCUUUGUUUCCUGUGCGAUGUGGACGAUGGAGUCGACAGAGGAUUGAGGGAUGAGUUCGGAGCAGCGUGCUCGUUCGCUCUCGGAUACCAUCGAGCUUCAGCCGCCCCCGUGAGCAGCAGCUCGAUGGAAUCCAGCAUAGUCGUACUCGACUCCAAAGACAUCCAUCUCCAGGAAGAUUGCAACUUCUCAGAGGUCGAAGGAGGAGAAUGGUUAGACGUCGAAGUGAAUCAGGAAGCUCCAGCUGAUCCAGCUCCAUCGCAGGUGUGGGUGACCUAUGAAGUUGAUGUUGCAGGGUUCAAAAACUCCCGGAAACCCUCUCUAGAAAAUUCUGUGAUCACAGACUCGUCGCAGCAUUGUACCGAUCACAAUCCCGAGACUGCGGAUCGUGGGGGAGCAGGAGGAGCAGAAGAUGAAGGAGACAAGUUGGAUACAGUCGUUGACAAAGCUGUGCCACCGGAGGCGAUGCUGACUGCUGAGGAACCAGCAUCGGAUGACUCCUGCCACUCGUCAAAAUCGGUUCACGACGAUGACGAAAUUCCUAUGUUGUGUCGGAGCAUGGCAGCCUCUAAUGGAACCAUAAAUUUGGACACUACUGCUCUCAUAGCAUUAGUCUCGGAGGCAUCGAAUGGCGGUGCCGAGCGGCUGCUGAGCUUACCGCAUGAGGACAUGGUGAAACGGUUUUCAAGCAUGACCGCCUUUAUUCGUGAGCAGGCACUUUCGGAACUGAGGAGACCUUUGGUUCCGGAUAUCGAAGAGGCCAUCGCUUAUCGGCAACCGGUGGUCUCGCACUACGUGCUCAACGAGUUCAACUCCAUUGUGUCGCUCGUCGGAGGCCCCAAGGAGAAAGACCGAGCCGAAAAGCUGAUACAACGCCUGAGGGUUGUUCCAGAUGCGCCGUCUGCUCGUGUCAUGGCCCUCCCUCUAACAGGAAAGAUUAAGACUAGGCACAAAGUCGUCUUCGGGACAGGGGACCUGCUCAACGUCCCCACGCUGACGGCGAAUAUGGCCUUUGUUCGUGCUGCUAGGCAAAAGGGCAUGGCCAUAGAGAUUGUGGAGCACCGACCUAGGGCUCUUACAGGAGAUUAGGAAAGACGGCAGCAUUUUAAAUUGCCUCUCUCUCUCUCCCUCUCUCUCUUUUGUGUUGAUUAAUGUAGAUACUUGAAACCAGUGGUUUUUAAUGACAACACAAGUGGAACGAAAAGAGGUACGUCUCAGGAAGUGGCAUUCACACGGAGAUAGUGGAAUAGGAGAUGCCGAGCAGUUCUUUCUUCAUCAGCUGUGUCCAGGAGAUUUUAGUUAAGGAUCUGGAAGGCGGGUUUGCCCCAGAAAGUGACAAACUACAGGGAGGCAACUGAAUAAAAUAUGCAGGGCAGUGCUUAUUUUAUGAGUGCUGCCCACGAGAUUUUAGGCAAUGUCUGACAUGGUUACCGAGCUGUGUAACUGGAAUUGAGCCUAUGAAAAGAUGGC
Messenger RNA from Marchantia polymorpha subsp. ruderalis, 4595 nucleotides. NCBI's taxonomy places the organism in Eukaryota, Viridiplantae, Streptophyta, Marchantiopsida, Marchantiales, Marchantiaceae. The record is from the annotation of a GenBank genome assembly.